AUGAAGCUCAAAGAAGCGGCGUGCAAACUCCAGGCUGCCAGGGCAGAGCUAGAGCAAGCACAGGGUAUACAUGUAGCUGAGACACAGCUAGCACAGACUAGAGUGACAGACGUUUCAAAGAUGUUGAAUACUGCUGCGGAUAUGUUGCAUAAAUUGGCAAGUGACAGACCCCAGGCGUGUUUAUCCGAGGGACUGGUUGGGAAGGCAGGUAUAGGAAAAACCACUCUAGCCAAACUGGUGUAUAAUGACAAAAGGAUAGAUGAUCACUUUGAUCUCAAAAUGUGGAUAUGUGUACCUGCGGACCCUGAUAUAAAUAUCUUGAUGCAACGAAUUUAUGGUUUUGCAGCCAAUCAAAAUCCUGAUAACUUAAUAAUAUUGGGGGAUAAGUUGGUAUCCCUCUUGCAAAAAGCAUUGCUUGGAAAGAAAAUUUUGCUUGUUUUAGACAACGUGUUGAAUAUGAAUAAUGACAAUUUUUUAAGGUUAAUGAAAGUACUGGAGGAAGCCGAUGAAUGUAAAAUUUUGGUUACUACCCAUAGUAAUCUAAUUGCAAACGAUAUAGGCGCCAUUGACAGUCAUGUUUUAGGAGGUCUUUCCCAUAAGGAUAGUAUGUCGUUGUUUGUGAAAUAUGCAUUUGGAGAUCCAGCAAAAAAUGAACAUCAAGACCUCAUUAAAAUUGUGGAAAAAGCAAACAGUGAACAUCAAGACCUCAUUAAAAUUGUGGACAAAUGUGAUGGCAUUCCUUUAGUAGUGAAAAUUUUAGGAACACUAUGUCAGAACACAGAUCCUGGUAAUUGGUUGCUAAUUGAACAUAAUGACUUCUGGAGGGAAAUCCAAGAGAGAAAUAACAUCAUACCCAUGUUGAAAUUAAGCUAUACGAGUUUGCCAUCUCGUUUGCAAAUUUGCUUGAAGCAUUGUUCCUUAUUUCCAAAGGGUUUUUGUUUUAACAGUCAUUAUCUGAUCCAUUAUUGGAUUGCGCAAGAUUUUCUUCAAUUUGGUGAUAAUAACAAAGAGUUGGAAGAUAUCGGGGAGGCAUAUUUGAAUGAAUUAUUUCUUACGAAUUUCUUUCAAGAUGUGGCAAAUCAUGGUUAUUAUUUUACUUUUAAAUUGCAUGAUUUCAUCUAUGAUUUUGUGCUACAAGAGGCACAAAAUGAUUGCCAUACAGGCUCAACAUUUGUCAUUUCAUGGUAUUGA
Messenger RNA from Pistacia vera, 1191 nucleotides. Its product is annotated as putative disease resistance protein RGA4. Gene Ontology annotation, molecular function: ADP binding. Lineage: Eukaryota; Viridiplantae; Streptophyta; Magnoliopsida; Sapindales; Anacardiaceae. Gene Ontology annotation, biological process: defense response to other organism. The record is from RefSeq and is a predicted model, not a curated record. The transcript has 3 exons. Bases 1 to 1191 code for a protein of 396 amino acids.